AUGGUUCGCAUCAAGCAUCGCUAUCUGCUGUUGAACAUCCUCUACCCAACUCCACCUCCCCAACAGAAGGGAAAAGCAGAUGAAAAAGAUCUUCCAUGGACAGUAACCUUCCGCCGCCCAUCUCCCGACCGUCUGAACCCACAACUUCUAGCCCGCAUGAUCCGCGAUGGCGUCGCAGAACUAUUCGGAGAAUAUGGAGCGGGGAUGGUGGCGGGUAGUCUGCAGGUGAAAUAUCUUUCAUCAGCAACCAGUACAGCGAUUGUACGCGUUAGCAGAGCACAUGACCGUCUUGUUUGGGCGGCUUUGAGCUUUGUAACACACGUUCCUGGGGGUAGACCAGAGAGGUGUGUAGUGCAGGUUGUGAGGGUCAGUGGAACGAUCAAGAAGGUCGAGGAGGAGGCCGUGCGGUUGGCUAGGAGGGGCAUUGUACGAGCCCAGAAAGGACCAGAGGCUCUAGAGGACGAUAUGGACCAGAUUGAUCGGAUGGAAGUUAUUGACUCGGAUGGGAGUGGGGAUGAGGGCUGA
Molecule: messenger RNA, 525 nt
Organism: Ramularia collo-cygni
Lineage: Eukaryota; Fungi; Ascomycota; Dothideomycetes; Mycosphaerellales; Mycosphaerellaceae
Product: related to POP5 Protein required for processing of tRNAs and rRNAs
Exons: 2
Coding region: 1-525 (174 amino acids)
Biological process (GO): tRNA 5'-leader removal
Cellular component (GO): ribonuclease P complex
Molecular function (GO): ribonuclease P RNA binding
Source: RefSeq, a predicted model, not a curated record